CGACGUCGUCGUCUUCUUCCUCCACCCUCGCCUAUAAAUUGGGGAGCCAACCCCAGACCGAACCAGAGUCAGAUCCGCUAUCUGUUCUUCAUCAGAUCGAACCAUAUAGAGCGAGAAUGGCAGGAAUCAUCCACAAGAUCGAAGAGACCCUCCACAUGGGAGGAGGCCACAAGGAAGGGGACCACAAGAAGGAGGAGCACAAGAAGGAGGAGCACAGGGGGGAGCACAAGGAAGGCGUCUCCGACAAGACCAAGGACCAGAUCCACGGCCAUGGCGACCACCACCACGACAAGGAGGGCCACGAGAAGAAGGACAAGAAGAAGAAGAAGGAGAAGAAGAAGCACGAGCACGGCCACGAGCAUGGCCACCACGACAGCAGCAGCAGCAGCGACAGCGACUGAGCCCCCCCGCCGAUUCGCAGUCAGGUGACGUUAUAAUGUCAUUUCCGUACCGAUCGCUGGUUUUUUCCCCUUAAAAUCUGUCAGAUCUGAGGGUGGGUGGGUUUGUUCGGUGUCGCAGGCGAACGGCGUCGGAUCUGAGCAUGGGCGUGCCGGCCGACUUUCAUCCUCCUCGUCUACUUCAAUAGGAGUUCUGUAUUUGCUGCUUUGUUUAGUCCGAUGACAUGCUUUUCGUGCCACCUAUGUAAACUAACGUGCUUCGCGAAAUAAUAUGUUUUCAU
This is a messenger RNA of Rhodamnia argentea, 679 nucleotides long. Its product is annotated as dehydrin HIRD11-like. Gene Ontology annotation, molecular function: metal ion binding. Lineage: Eukaryota; Viridiplantae; Streptophyta; Magnoliopsida; Myrtales; Myrtaceae. The record is from RefSeq and is a predicted model, not a curated record.